This is a messenger RNA of Priapulus caudatus, 4701 nucleotides long. Its product is annotated as FTS and Hook-interacting protein-like. The record is from RefSeq and is a predicted model, not a curated record. The coding region runs from base 145 to 3309 and encodes 1054 amino acids. NCBI's taxonomy places the organism in Eukaryota, Metazoa, Priapulida, Priapulimorpha, Priapulimorphida, Priapulidae. The transcript has 14 exons.
CAAGUGGGAGGAAAGUUCUUUGCGUAGCUAGUACUUUACUACUUAGUUAUAGGUAUUUAAUCUGAAGAUCGCCCAUUGAAAAAUACCGCAUGUGGAAUUCCUCGCUGAGAGCAGACGUAGCGCGUAGCUGCUGAUGCUGCAGCUAUGAGUUGGCUACGGCGUCGCAGCCCCGUGCCAGCGCGUAGGCCCACGGGCGACCCUCGGCCACUCACCGACCAAGCAGCCUGCUUGGAGGCGCUGCAGUGCCACUGGACGGAUGCACUGGCCAUCAUGCGCCUCACCAACAUUCACAACAACCCCCGCAUCCCUGCGACUGCAGACGACGUAGAAAGUGUUUGCAAUUACGUCCAGAAGAUGGCGCAGCUGCUGCUGGAGGAGGGUAGGAAUGGGGAGCUGCACGGGCCCAUGCUCGACUUAUUCAUGACGGAGGGCAUCUUGGAAGAGGUGUUUCUCUGGUGCAACAGCACAGGAGAGUUUGCGAACAGGUUGAAGCUGGAGCAACUUCAUAUCUAUGAGCUGCUGAUCGUUGAGCUUCAGCACAGCAUCCUCGUCCACAAGCCCAUCCUGCGGCCGCUGCUGAAGCUCCUACAGGUAUGUGGGGAACGUUCGCCGGUGGACGUCGAGAGAUCGCUCGUGUCCGUGCUCAACCACAUCUGCAUGUGCGUGUCGCAGUACGACAGCCUGCUCGAGUUCUUCUUCAACGCGGCCACUGACACGUCCGCUUCUAAGUUCCUCGUCUUCUCGAUCCUGACGCAGUUCCUGCACCGCGACGGCGCGAUCGGCGAGCAGGCGCGUAACUCGCUGCUGCACUGCAUGGUGCUCUCCGCAAAAUUCGACUACGUCGGCGCAUACAUCGCAGACGAGUCAAACUUUUGCCCGGUGUUGGCGACGGGACUGAGCGGGCUGUACUCACGACUUCCCAGGAAGCUGGAGGCCUUGCCGGAGGAUUGGCACGAGCUGCGAGACGAAGAUAAGGAGCAACUGCCAGAGCUGGAGACGUUUCUCGGCUCGCUGGAGUUCUGCAAUGCCGUCGUGCAGGUGGCGCAUGCAGCUGUGCGGGAUCAGCUCAUUGACUAUGUAUACCAUGGUUUCCUCGUCUGUGUUAUGGGGCCAGCUCUCUGCCAGGAGUUAAUGGGAAUUCCUUACUCUCUACGCCAUACGCCGUACACAGUGAGCUCGACGGACGAGGUUGUCAUGGCAACGGCCUACCUGAAGCUGUUCAUCUCAAACAUCACGGACAAAGCGCUGAUGAAAACGUUCCUACGAUUCCUGCUAGUAGAGAAGUUGGACGGUGCUGUCAUCAUAGACUCAAUCGUCUCGCGAAUAAACAACUCCGACCGGCUAUGUCUUGUCUCCCUUUCGUUGAUCCACACAUUGCUCAGUCUUAACUGUGAGGAGGUUAUGCUGCAUCUAGUCCUCAGACAUCUCAUCCCCUGCAGUCACGUGAUGGUGAGUCAGAUACGCAGCCUCAAGACGAUGGACACGUACGGUUCCUCUGCGGAGAAGCUCCUCUCCCUCGUUCCCUCCUGCUGCGUGCCGGCCCUGCCCCCGAUCCCCGCCACCCCGCCCGUCUCCCCGAUCGACGCGAGCGCCGCCAAGUCCCUCCUGCUGCGCAAGACCAACUUCUCGCAGGCGGGGUUCCGGCUGGGCGGUAGCCGCGGUCACCACGGCGACGCGCGCCCGGCGUCGGCGGCGGCGGCGGCGUCGGCGCGGCUGGGAGACUACGAGACGGACUACGUCAGCUACCUGCGGGACGCGCAUGCCGGCGUCGGAGCGUGCGCGCGCGCCUGCGCCGCGUGCUGGUCGGCGCCGUACGACGGCAUGGCGCCGCCGCCGGACGCCGUCGUCACGGCCGCCGCCGAGGCGGCAUCCGAGGCCAAGCACGCCGUCGCGGUGGUCAAGCACGGGGGUCCCGAAGACGAAAUCGAGGAGGACGAGGUCAGGUGGCGGCCCGAGCGUGUCGUCAACGGCACCGUCGAAACGCCAUGCGAGGCGCCGGUGGUGGCUGCGGCGGCGGCGGCGCCCCCUAGGAGCAGGGACGACAGCCUGUGCGACGGCGAGGUGGCGCUGCUGUCGGAGCGGAUGGCGCUCGGCGCUGACCUGCCGCUCGUGCACGACUGGCGGCGGCUGUCGAGCGAGCAGUUCGAGAGCGCCCUCUGCAGGGUGCGGACGCCAGAGGGCGCCGCCGCGGCGGGCGACCUCGAGGAGAGCCUCAACGAGAUCGAGGCCGUUGCGGCGAGUCUCCAGCUCGACGACGAGACGCCCGCCUCGAGUAUCGACGACGACGAGGCGGCGGACUUGAGUCUCUGUCUCGAUUGCGAGGCGGCCUCGGCCUUCCCUCCCAAUGGCGAGGCAGAUGCGCAUACACAAAGUGCACUUAGUCAGAGCGUCCUCUGUCCGGAGGAGGGAAGUGACUCGCUGCCAGGGGGCGCUCCCAAGUCAUGCCAGGAGGGACAGCAGCGGCGGGACGGGGCAGGGGUCAUGAGGAGCAAGGAUGAUGAGCGAGACGCGGGCGAGACGUCAGCCGUCGUGCGGGAUGCGUCGUCGACCGCGGCGGCGGACACGCCGGUGGCGCCACCUGUGGCAGCGAAUUGUGAUCUUCCAGGUAUUCCGUCCACGCCACUCAGCCCCGUCGCAGCGAGGUUUGGCAACCCCGACAUCGGUCCAUUGUUCACGACCGUGUUCCGCAAGCUGGAUAACAUGAUGGAGAACACGUUCUACGUGAACCUUCAUGUGACGGCCGUCGUCGCUCGACUCGCCUGCUACCCGCAGCCGCUCAUGCGCUCCUUCCUACUCAACCACAACCUGGUGUGCCAGCCCAGCGUUCGCUCGCUGUCCCAGGUCCUAGCCUCGGUGAAGCAACAAGUGGACUCUUACUCCCACACGGUCGGUAACUUUGACCAGUUACUAGUGAAGGCACGCAAAUACCUCGUCACUCGUGACAAGGUCUACUUCGAAGAGAACAGCAGUCCCGGGACCGGUAACCGGGGACGGGGAGCCGGCACGCUCGAUGGAAAGAAAGUUGCAGAAAAAAAGAAAGGCCUAACGAACUUCCGCUUCUGGAAACAGAGCAUCGUAGAAGAGGAGAUGUCACCAAGACAGGAACUGGAAACGAUCCCGGAUAAUAAAGGAUACAGAUACAUCAACAGGAGAUCGAGUGAACCGCCGUCCGAGGGUAAGCUGGAGACCAUGCAGCUGCGGAAGGCGGUGUUCUGCGCGAUCGUGCUCGAGGAGUUUCUCAAGGAGCUGGCAGCGAUCUCCCAGGAGCACGUGGCUCUACAGAACAACAGCCUAGACAGUGACCUGUGAUUGUUAGUAGCAGCAGCCUAGACAGUGAUCACCUGUGAUUGUCAGAGCAGCAGCAGCCUAGACAGUGAUCACCUGUGAUUGUCAGAGUAGCAGCAGCCUAGACAGUGAUCACCUGUGAUUGUCAGAGCAGCAGCAGCCUAGACAGUGAUCACCUGUGAUCAUCAGAACCCACCGAAUGUCCAGAUGCCCCGUACGUACAGGGGCGCAAUGAGCAGCCUGCGGGAACCACACUCACCACGUCGGACCGAAUUUAUAAAUUUGAUACGCUGAUUUUUAAACGUUUUAAAACUAUAUAAAUGAUGUGAUGGAAGAUUUGUAAGCAUUUAAUUAACCCUCGUUUCCGUGAAGCCGGGAAGGUAGGCGGAACCACUGCAAACUCGAAGGGAAAUCUGGACCCUACGGGCUUGCCAUGUAGCCGUUCCCUCGAAGUGGCUCUAAGUUUGACAGCUGCUUCGAUUGCCGAUUAAAUUAUUUUUCGUCUGCCGUAACUCGAUCGACAUGCCAACUGCAAUACUCACAGCGCACGACUAUACUCUGCCUGCGGCCAACCGGUGAACGUGUUUUUACCCACUUACUGACACGCGACUGAAAUGCUCGGACGCGUUACGGCAAACGCGAAAUGGUUUAAGGGAUCCACUCGGAAGACAUUUGUGAACAAUCUUACGAUCUCAAUACACGUAGCUAAUUUGGGAAGGGGGGGGGGGUGAUUCAACCUUUGCCGUCGGAGUGCUAUGGCUAAAUUCAGUCUGAUGUGUCCGUGUGUGGCAUUUGUGAGUGUGGUGUGCGUGUGUGGGUGAAGGGGGGGGGGUGUUUAUGCCAAUUGCGCAUUAGAGGUGCCUGGCUAUGCGGGAGUUGGAGCAGCUGAUGCAGCGAGAUAGCCACUGCAAGACAGAAGACAGCUAACAAGGAUUUGUACAUAGUUUUUUAUAAUUGUAGUUUUCUUAGUAGAGGUGUGGCACUCACACUGCGAGAACUUGUUGGUAGUUUGUUCAUGUGUCUAAAGCUGAGACCGAUACCAUAUGUUCGGGUUUAUAAAAAAACAUAAUUGAAAGUUGGCGGUGCCUUUAUAUAGAAACAAAUAUGAAAUUGAGACAUCACCAACUGAGUGACCCGACACAACUGGCCACCACGUCCCAUCCAUUCCAUCCAUUCAUGUUCAUUCCAAGCUUUUGAGAUUGAUGAUUGCAUAUUAUUUGAUUCAUUUUGCCUCCUUUAGUCCGUCGACAGAACAGCAGCUGCAUUCACACGAGAUACACGGCCUCGCUGGUUCCGUACUUAUCUGGUGCUGAAUUCUGCUGAAAUACCGUCCUAACACAACCCGCAGCGUUCACACGAGAAUCGAGGCUUAGCUGGCUAGGUAUAAUAUAGACUGGUACCUGGUGGACAGUUCCA